Molecule: messenger RNA, 1408 nt
Organism: Helianthus annuus (common sunflower)
Lineage: Eukaryota; Viridiplantae; Streptophyta; Magnoliopsida; Asterales; Asteraceae
Product: 15-cis-zeta-carotene isomerase, chloroplastic
Exons: 4
Coding region: 105-1208 (367 amino acids)
Biological process (GO): carotene biosynthetic process
Cellular component (GO): chloroplast
Molecular function (GO): 9,15,9'-tri-cis-zeta-carotene isomerase activity
Source: RefSeq, a predicted model, not a curated record
AAAAACCAAACUAACAGCACAACUCCCAUCAAGAUACCCUUUUUCUUGUGUACAGAAACACUUAAAUAAACACACCCACCAACACUGUAAACACACAUACACAAAUGGCCACCUCAAUUCUCCUCUCGAGUUCCGUCUCCCCCAUUCCCCAAAUUCCAGAACGCCCCAAAUUCAUCUUCCCCACACCCAAACUCAAUCGUACAGUAACACCCAUCAACAGUUAUUCAAGCAGAGGUUUUUUAAAGAGCACCCAAUUAUUGCCCACCAACUGUUCGACGAAAUGCCGCAGAGUGUUUGUUCUCGGAGAAAACGAUACAAGUGUUUCCAAAGAUGUUCAGGUGGGUGAGGACUCUGCAAGUUUUGAUUUGGCGAAGCAAAAGAUUAGUUCUUGGAUAUAUUUUGGUGGGGUUUUGGGGGUUGUGCUGUUUAUUCUUGAUGUUGUUUGGCUUGAUAAUUCUACUGGAUUUGGUAAAGUUUUCAUCGAUUCUGUUUCGAGUGUUUCGGAUAGCCCUGAGGUUGUGAUGUUCCUCCUUACACUUAUUUUUGCCGUUGUACAUAGUGGGUUGGCUAGUCUUAGAGAUCCCGGUGAAAAACUCAUCGGAGAGCGUGCUUUUCGUGUGCUAUUUGCUGGAACAUCUCUUCCUCUCGCCGUUAGUACAAUUGUGUAUUUCAUCAACCAUAGAUACGACGGCGUUCAGUUAUGGCAGCUGCAAAGUGUUCCAUGGUUACACUAUCUAUUGUGGGUCACUAAUUUCGUAUCAUUCUUAUUUCUCUAUCCAUCGACUUUUAACUUAUUAGAGGUAGCUGCUGUCGAUAAACCUAAGAUGCAUCUUUGGGAAAGUGGUAUCAUGAGAAUCACCAGGCAUCCACAGCUGGUAGGACAGGUGAUGUGGUGCAUCGCUCACACAAUAUGGAUCGGGAACUCUGUGGCUGUAGCUGCAUCGGCUGGGCUAAUCGGGCAUCAUCUGUUUGGUGCAUGGAAUGGAGAUAGGAGGCUGAAAAUUAGAUACGGUGAAGCUUUUGACAUUGUGAAAAGUCGAACAAGUGUGGUCCCAUUUGCAGCUAUCCUCGAUGGGCGUCAAAAGUUGCCAAAAGAUUAUUACAAGGAGUUUAUAAGGUUACCAUAUCUAGCUAUUACUGGUUUGACUGUUGGAGCUUAUCUUGCUCAUCCACUCAUGCAGGCUGCUAGUUUCCGGCUUCAUUGGUAGUGUACACUUUUAUGUAUGUGUACCAAACACACAAUACCAAGUUAUAGGAACAUUUGUUGUUCACAAUGUAUAUCGGUUAAGUGGCGAUAGUGGUUACAAAUUUGAGUUUUCGGUGUGUUACGAUUUCAAGUACAAUUGUAAAGAUUUUCUGUUACUCAAAAUACCCUUUUAUAUAACACUAACAACACUUCAGGAUGGCA